This is a messenger RNA of Biomphalaria glabrata, 1585 nucleotides long. RefSeq lists its product as uncharacterized. The transcript is spliced from 2 exons. Bases 205 to 1308 code for a protein of 367 amino acids. The record is from RefSeq and is a predicted model, not a curated record. NCBI's taxonomy places the organism in Eukaryota, Metazoa, Mollusca, Gastropoda, Planorbidae.
CAGUAAUUUCGCAAUAACUUUUCCCGUUUCAACAUUUACACGAUAAGGACACGACUUGAGUCAUAGCUAACAAUUAUGUAGUUAAUAUGUGUACAAAGGGAGAGAGUAUAGCUUUCUGAUCACUGUUAUUGUUGUAACUGACUGCAGCAAACGGAUGUGUAAUACAAAAUUUCAAAUCAGAAUCCUACAUCAAAACACAAGAGAAUGAGCAGUCUUGACGAUAUAGACGCCGAUACGUAUCAAGACAAUGUUCUUAGAAUAGCAGAAAAGAUUGCUGUCCUGCUAAACGAGGUCAUUGAUUUGAAGUACAGACAGUUCACCGAAGUAGAGCUUGAAGAGAUUGAAGAAAAAUCUGUGGCUUUGUUAGAAGAAUAUUUAAAGCUUUGUCUGGUAUCCGACAUACUAACUCUAACUAGACCUGAUGAAAGCGAAUUCCAAGAGCAAGUCUCUAACCCAGAUUUCUUGUUUCAUGACCUCUUCCAAGAAAAUCGAAAACUUCGGCGAAUACUGAAGCGACAGAGAGUGGCGGAAGAGCUUCAGAGAUUGAAGCAAAGAUUUUAUGCAGUUACAAACACAGAUACCUGCAUGAGCUACAUGAAGCAGAUGGACGUUGAUGCUCAAGGAUUUCUUGAAAGGCUAACAGCAGACAAAGCUAAGACAUACUGCAUUGAUUUGAUUGAAGAGCUACAAGAUCUGAUCGAGAGAAUCACUAAGUAUAGAAGUAACACGAAAAAGCAGGUCGCUAUCGAGUCUGUAACUGGGGUCUUAACACUCGGUACGGCUGCUGCAACGGGCGUAGUUGCUGCCGUGGGAAUAGCUGGCAGGACUGCAAGCGCUGCGGCUUCGGCGUCUGCCCCAGCAGCGUCAAGAGUUGCCAGUGCUGCUGGAUCAGCAGCUGCACCUGUGGUGGCGGAUAUUGCCUCUGGAACUGCUGCUGCUGCCAACGUUGCGAAUUCUGUCUCCGAGGUAGCUGUCAUUUCCACCACAGCUGCAAGAGCAAUUGGCACGACAGUCACUGUUGGUAAAAUUGUUAUAACUGCGGGCAGCGCUAUAACCGAGGCAAUUAACAUCGGAACUGCUGUAACGAACGCAAAACCUUACACGGCGAAUCGGAACAGAUUUAGACAUGAACUGUUCAGGACAUUCCAAGAGACGUAUUCUACUGUAAGUUCAACGACGCAAUCACAGUCUGAUACAGACACUCAGAGUAACACCAGGACCAUGGCGCUGAUAGUUUAUGAAAAACUAAUUAACGAUGAGGACCCAUAUUUGAUUGUUGAAAAGAUCGAUUGCUCAGUUGAAGCUUAACUUUUUUUUCAAAUGACUUUAAAAUUUUGCCUAAAUUUUAUUAAUAAAUAAAUUGUUUAUAUUGGUUAAAAUACUGAAAGAUUUUAAAACUCAAUUGUCACCAACUAAUUCAUAGAAGUCUAUGUCAAUAAAACACUGGUUUUGUGUCUUUUUAAAUAUUACAUUUGAGAAUAUUGUUCAUGUUUGCAUUUAUAUUGUUAUGGUUAUUGUAGUUAUUCUGAGGUGGACAACUAUAUUGAAAUUGAAUUGUUUGGACCAAUAAAUUUAUCAUGUCUUA